UGUCCAGGCCAUCUUUGGUCGUCCUCGCCACUGACAUCUAGUGUGGCCACCUUUACUCAUCCAACCCUUCGCUGCUCCAUCUCAUGAUUACAAAACAUAUUUAACGUGCCAACCAGGCGUCCGGAGCGACUGCACCGAGAGCAGGAGACCCUCUGGCAUUUUCCCCUUCGCUGCGUUUCUCACAGAAAAAAAGAGGACGAGGCGGGAGAAGCUGCUAGACAACAACAUGGAUGAAGAAUAUGACGUGAUCGUUUUGGGCACCGGACUCACAGAAUGCAUCCUCUCUGGGAUCAUGUCUGUGAAUGGCAAGAAGGUUCUGCACAUGGACAGGAACCCCUACUACGGUGGUGAGAGUUCCUCCAUCACCCCUCUGGAAGAGCUUUACAAGCGCUUCAGCCUCCCUAACAGUCCGCCCGAUUCGAUGGGUCGGGGGCGCGACUGGAACGUGGACCUCAUCCCCAAGUUCCUCAUGGCCAACGGUCAGCUGGUGAAGAUGCUGCUGUACACAGAAGUGACUCGUUACCUGGACUUCAAAGUGGUGGAGGGAAGCUUCGUCUACAAGGGAGGAAAGAUUUACAAGGUGCCGUCCACUGAGACUGAGGCGUUAGCUUCAAAUUUGAUGGGAAUGUUUGAGAAGCGCCGCUUCCGCAAGUUUUUGGUCUUUGUGGCUAACUUUGACGAGAACGACCCCAAGACCUUUGAGGGCGUGGAUCCCAAGACCACCACCAUGAGGGAUGUUUACAAGAAGUUUGACCUGGGCCAGGAUGUCAUUGAUUUUACCGGCCACGCCCUCGCCCUCUACAGGACGGAUGAGUACCUUGAUUUCCCCUGCCUGGACACUAUAAACCGAAUCAAACUGUACAGCGAGUCGCUGGCGCGUUACGGGAGGAGCCCGUACCUCUACCCCUUGUACGGCCUUGGAGAGCUGCCACAGGGAUUUGCCAGAUUGAGCGCCAUCUACGGAGGCACCUACAUGCUGAACAAACCCGUGGAUGAAAUUGUGAUUGAAGGCGGCCACGUGAUUGGCGUCAAGUCUGAAGGCGAGGUGGCUCGCUGCAAGCAGCUGAUCUGCGACCCCAGCUACAUCCCCGACCGCGUGCGCAAGGCGGGCCAGGUGAUCCGCGUCAUCUGCAUCCUCAGCCAUCCCAUCAAAAACACCAACGACGCCAACUCCUGCCAGAUCAUCAUCCCUCAGAAUCAGGUCAACCGCAACUCCGACAUCUACGUGUGCAUGAUCUCUUAUGCACACAACGUGGCGGCCCAGGGGAAGUACAUCGCCAUUGUCAGCACCACGGUGGAGACCAAUGAGCCGGAGUCCGAGAUCCAGCCCGCCUUUGAGCUGCUGGAGCCCAUUGACCAAAAGUUUGUGGCUAUCAGCGAUCUCUACGAGCCCACGGAUGACGGCACGGAGAGCCAGAUCUUCGCCUCCAGCUCCUACGACGCGACCACUCACUUUGAAACCACCUGCAACGACAUCAAGGACAUCUACAAGCGCAUGACGGGCAGCGACUUUGACUUUGAGAACAUGAAGCGCAAACAGAACGACGUGUUCGGGGAGGACGAACAGUGAGCGGCCUGCUCGAGAGGGAGGCGUCGGCGUCGGAAGGAGGCAAAAGGGGGUCGAUGGCAAGGUUGGAAUGAAGGCGGCGUGAAAAAAGUGCCGCGGCCGCCUUUUGCCUCUCUCCUGACACGCGCACAAACAUACACACUCCACAGUCGCCGAAAAGCAGGGCUGAUACGGUCCUUCAUUUCAUUGUAGAAUCUAUAAUCACGUCUUGUCAGUAGAGGUCCAUUUAGGAGGCAGGUUUGAAGCAUUUCAUGAUUUCUCUUCCAUCUUUUCUCUCAUCUCACUUAACAGCUUCGUGUAGAAUUUUCUGGAAGGCUCACGUGCAUGCAUCAUAGUCACACGCGGUUGUAUUGUGCAAUCAAAACGGACGGCGCCCCGAAUGCCGGACCGUGCGUGGCACCUGUCAGCCCUGCUUUCAUUCGUACCACACGCCAGUCCUACUUGGGGCGAAACGACACGCAUUUUCUGUAACUGGCUCCUUCGACCGAUGUGCUCAUUUGCCACGCCGUCGUGUUCCCACGUGCGCUAGCAGGCCAGCUCACCGGUUGGCUCUUUUCUGUCACUCCCGUGCAAAGAAGCCCUUUGGUUUACAUGUCACAUCCCUUUUACCAUGGCAGUAGUUCUAACAUUUAAGACGAUUCGAGAGUUGUUUUUUUAAUUUUUUUUAUUUUUAGCAUUUGGUGCACGUUUUCACUGGCUGAAGUUAUGACGUUUACAGAGGCGAGGUUCAAACUGUACUUGAGAGGAAAAUAAGACUGAGGUGAGACUUUUUUGUGGCAGUCGGAAAUGACAGAUGUGAUCAAGUUUUCAAUAGAUUUGUGGGAAGUUUCACUCUUACGUGAAUGAAGACUGAAAUUUUGGCAGAAGGUGAAAGUGCCCAAUUGUGUCCCAGCUGUUUCAACCCUCCCCGUAGUUCAAUGUGAUGAGUCAGUCGCUUGGAGGCUAAAUCAGAAUCAGAAUCAUCUUUAUUGGACAAGUAUGUAGAACACACAAGGAAUUUGUCUCCGUUGGCUCCACAAUUGGCAACUGUUUAGGUCUAAUCACCACCAAUUUCAAUGGAAUUGAAAUCAAAGCAAUACAAUGUGAUUGAACGGCAGACGUUCAGCUUGAAAUUGGUGGUCUUACAUCCAAAUCAGGUGGGCGCCACUGUACAACAUUUUGUAUCCGCGUGUGCCUCCCACUUUUGAAGGGAGCAAAAGUAACGGGACAAAUGAAGAAUCCCAAGUCAAACUUUGACUUUGGAAUACUUUGGUUGCAAAUCCUCGGCAGUCACAUCAAAGCUGAAGUGUGGGAGGCGUCAUCAGAUUUCAUCUCUGGUGGCUUCACUUCCUGCUUGUUGCUUGGGGCAUUUCGCCUUCACUUUAGUCAACUCAGUCAGCGAAAUGCAUCCUCUAUCGGAUCCAGGUCAGGUGAAUUGGCUUCCAAAACUCUUUCGGCGCUUUCGAAAAACGCUUCGGAUCAUUCCCCAUCAGCAGUGUGACGCGCAGGCCUUUCAAUACGUUCUGAUGGAUUUAGCGAAGCACUUCAGAAUUGCUGCGUUUGUCAGCGGUGACAUCAUCAAGAAAUUCAGAUUGGCAGCCAUACAUGCCCACCGAGCCGUGGAGCAGCCGCGCAGCCAAUUGGGCCUUUACGUUUGAUGAGGAGGCAAAAAGACACACUGGUGUAGGCACCUGAUUCAGAUGUACAGUAUAUAUCCUCAAAUUCAAGCUGAAAGUCUGCACACCUUUUUGGUUUCAUCCAUUCUGGAGGCGUUUAGAGCCAAAAAGACAACAAGCGUGUCCCAAUAUUUAUGAAUGUGCCGGGUGAAAGUUUGAGUUUGGUGAAAGAGGGCCGUGAGAUGCCUGCACAAAGACAACGCCGAAGAGAAGUGCCGCCCCACAACAAACCGACACGCCGGUAUUUGCUUGAAGCCUUAAUUUGGGGUUUGAUUCAAAUCUUGGGGCUAUUACGUUCCUCUUCACGGCCCUCGCUCACUUGCGCUUCCGCCCUCUCGAAUCAUUUCCUUUGGCAAUCGCUCACUUGGCAACCCUAUAAAGAGUUCAUGGGAGGGGUUGGGUAUAUGUCUUAAUUCUAUUCCCUAUUUAUUCAAGUUCAUGAUUCAAUCCAGUACCGUCAUUUGGCUUGUUCUGCAAUGUACUCGCACACAAAUACGGAGCAAUGAUAUGUGUUUAACCUUCUCCAGCCAUUCUUCUGUCUGAUGUUUGACACGCUUGGAUUGAAAGAAAAAAAAAAACGGUAUUAGCGCCGGCCCAAGUCCGAAUGUGAACAGUGUUUUUGCCAACUUCACACUGUUUAUUCUUUGUUGAACUCAACACUGUUUGUGGGUGGACAAAUGUGACCUGAAAAUAACUGGAAUACUCUUUCCUCAUUAAUAUAUUGCCCUGCCUUCCUUGGCAUCAAGUGCUAUAACAUCUUUUAUUAUUUAUUGAAAACAAAAAGGCCCGCCUGUGGUUGUACUGUUUUAAUUCUCAUUGUUUGGCCUUUGAGACCCACUUAUUGACACUUUCCCAUUCAAUUGACUAAAGAAAUAGGCCGAGUGGUAGAAAACUUACUGUCCUUGUUUGAUCACUAGUAUGUGAACAAUGCCUAAUGUCUUGUGUAACAAAUACAAUGAAUUAAACUAUGAAUGAAAUGAUAGAAAAAAAAACACAUGGCGAACUCUGUAAAAA
Messenger RNA from Hippocampus zosterae (dwarf seahorse), 4236 nucleotides. RefSeq names its product GDP dissociation inhibitor 1 (gene gdi1). Gene Ontology annotation, molecular function: Rab GDP-dissociation inhibitor activity. The record is from RefSeq and is a predicted model, not a curated record. Lineage: Eukaryota; Metazoa; Chordata; Actinopteri; Syngnathiformes; Syngnathidae. The transcript has 11 exons. Gene Ontology annotation, cellular component: cytoplasm. Gene Ontology annotation, biological process: small GTPase-mediated signal transduction; protein transport; vesicle-mediated transport. Bases 227 to 1570 code for a protein of 447 amino acids.